AUGGCGGCCUCAUGGCGCGCCGUGCUGUGCCUGAUCUUCCUAGCCAUAGUGAACAUAGCAGCGGCGAAAAUUGAGAUCGUUGCGCUGUCCGCCUCUGUGGCCGGGUCCGAUGGGAGCUCGUCGCAGAAGCGCGACCUCCUGAAGUCGAGCAAGCCCCUCGUGCUGUCGCACUCGGAGAAGCUCACCCUGGAGGUCGCGGCCAAGGUGGACGGGCGCUCGCUGGCGCUGCAGCAGGCCGUGGCCGCGCUGCGGCACGCGCGGACCGGCGACACGGCCUACCUGGCGGGCGACAUGACCGACAGGGGCGUCGUGGACAUCGUCGUCACGUCGGAGCGCAUCGCCAGGCAGCUGGGCACGCUCUCCGGGCCCUUUGACAUCACCGUCGUCCUGGGCGACGCGUCGCAGACCGAGGGCGUCGCGCACGCCGCCGGCAGCGUGACGGUGUCGCACCCGACCACCGCGGAGGGCAAGCCGGCACCCCCCCCGACACACCCCUGGGACCCCCUCCCCGAGAUCUUCCACAAGUUCCGCGACCCCGUCAAGCCGGUCUUCCCGCUCGUGCCGCUCGUGUUCUCCGCCGCGAUCGCCGCGCUCCUGGCCGCGCUCGUCCUCGUCGUCCUCCCGGCCAUGGGCAUGAACCUCAAGGCCUUCCCGACGUCACCGCGCGGCGCGGCGCUCGCGCUGGCCUUCCUGGGCUGCGUGGGCGCCGUCGCGGCGCUGUACGCGGCGUUCUGGCUCGGGCUCAUCAACCUCGUCGUCACGCUGCAGUACGCGGGGCUGCUGGCGGGGCCGUGCGUCAUCACAGGGUACCUGCACCUGUCGGACCUCGCGGCCGCGCGCGCCAAGGCGGACUGA
Molecule: messenger RNA, 855 nt
Organism: Pedinophyceae sp. YPF-701
Lineage: Eukaryota; Viridiplantae; Chlorophyta; Pedinophyceae
Source: the annotation of a GenBank genome assembly